Humulus lupulus (European hop) is the source of this 912-nucleotide messenger RNA. RefSeq lists its product as uncharacterized. The transcript has 2 exons. Lineage: Eukaryota; Viridiplantae; Streptophyta; Magnoliopsida; Rosales; Cannabaceae. The coding region runs from base 1 to 912 and encodes 303 amino acids. The record is from RefSeq and is a predicted model, not a curated record.
AUGUCUUCCAGUCGCACUGCUUCAUACUCACUUGAAGAAGAUAUGCACUUGUGUCAUGUAUAUAUUGACAUUUUUCAAGAUCCAAUCAUAGGAAGAAACCAAUCAGGUAAUAGUUUUUGGGCAAGAGUUGAAUCAGAGUACCACAAGAAUGAGAAAUUUAGUAAUCAACCUCGACCAAGAAGAUCUUUGCAAACUCGAAUGACUACCAUUAUUGGUGCAGUUGCAAAAUUAAGGGGAUUCAUCAACCAAAUCCAAAAUAAAAAUCCAAGUGGUGCUUCACAAGAAGAUAUUAAAUUUACAAGUGAUGACAACAUCAAUGGACCAAGUAGAUUCCAACAAGAUGGUCCUAAUUUUACUUCGUCAAAAUCAUCAUCUCACAAUUUUGAUUCUCCGACGUCAGCAUCCACCGGUAUGAGUUCAUUUGAUCUUAAUAUAAAUAAUGAGGAAAUCAUUACUAAUUCAACUGAAAGACCUAUUGGUGUGAAAAAAGCAAAGGCAAAACAAUUAGGUGAUGAUCAAUUUAACAAACUAAUGGAACAAAGUAAAAAACUCGUUCAAGUUAUUGAAAAGAGUAACACAGAUAGAAAUGAACGUUAUAAAAGAAAAAUUGAAGAUAAAAUUUUAUUCACGGAUUUGGAUUCUAUAUCCGAUCCAGAGUUUCGCCAGUACAUUCAAAGCGAAAGAAGAAGAAUUUACAGAGAAAGAGCACGAACAUCCGAAGUUGGAGAACAAGGAGAAGGAUCUCAAUAUCAGAGAUCACAAUAUCGAGCAUCUCAAUAUCAAGGACAAAGUGCUCAAGAUGAAGGGCAACGAUCUCAAGAUCAAGGUGAAAGAUCUAAAAAUAACUCACAAGAUUAUAGUCAAUAUUUUGACUAUCUUGGCGGAACAGGGAAUAAUUUUCCACAUUAUUGA